Molecule: messenger RNA, 447 nt
Organism: Pestalotiopsis fici W106-1
Lineage: Eukaryota; Fungi; Ascomycota; Sordariomycetes; Amphisphaeriales; Sporocadaceae
Exons: 3
Coding region: 1-447 (148 amino acids)
Biological process (GO): mitotic cell cycle; attachment of spindle microtubules to kinetochore
Cellular component (GO): mitotic spindle; mitotic spindle midzone; mitotic spindle pole body
Source: RefSeq, a predicted model, not a curated record
AUGGCAUUCUCUACCAGAUCCCUCUCGGGCCACCUUCGCCAAGGUUCGGCAUCGGGCAACGCUGCUUCGCAGUCCACAGGCCAGUCGAGCGCACUCCAAGCUCGAAUCAAUGAGAAGAAGGCCGAGCUAGAGAACCUGAAAGAGCUGAGAGACUUGAGCGCAGCUGUCGCAAACCAGAUGGAGGCGCUAGAGGCAAAGCUAUCUACAUUAUCAGACGGAACUGAAGCAAUCGCAACAGUACUGGGAAACUGGCACAAUGUAUUACGGGCUAUCAACAUGGCGUCAGCCAAGAUACCCAAACCCCGUGAAGCCACGGAUGAUCAAGACGACGACCAAGCAGUUCCCUUGCCGCAGACCUUGGUGCGAAUACCUACUGAACACGCUCCUGCUUUACAGGCGCAAGCCGACAACUUGGAGAACGAGCAUAACUCUUCUACGUUAUCUUGA